Suillus discolor is the source of this 995-nucleotide messenger RNA. RefSeq names its product HAD-like domain-containing protein. Lineage: Eukaryota; Fungi; Basidiomycota; Agaricomycetes; Boletales; Suillaceae. The coding region runs from base 46 to 816 and encodes 256 amino acids. The record is from RefSeq and is a predicted model, not a curated record. Gene Ontology annotation, molecular function: hydrolase activity, acting on halide bonds, in C-halide compounds. The transcript has 8 exons.
UCCCAGCUUGGCGCUAGCGCUUAUCAUUGAAACACAUCAACGAUCAUGACGAACACCGAACACCUCGACCUCCGCGAAAUAGACGCCUGUUUAUUCGACGUAUUCGGUACCGUCCUUAACUGGCACAGCACAGUCACUCGCCAAGUCGCCCGUCUCAGUAAAGGACUGCUUCUUGAAGGUUCACAGGACGCAGUCGAUUUUGCGGAAGAAUGGAGAGCAGGAUAUUAUGCUUAUGUCAAACGAGUAUCACAGGGCGGGGAGGGUACUUCCAACGCAGACAUCAUGCACCGAGAAAUACUGGACGAUAUGCUCACCACCCCGCGCUGGUCUCAUAUUGCAGAAGUGUGGGGGGAAUCUGAUCGGGAAGAUCUCACCCAGAUCUGGCACAACUUGGAUGCGUAUCAUGACACCAUCCCGGGCCUGACAGAACUCAAACGCCACGUCAACAUCCUCGCUCUGUCUAACGGGAACUUUAGAUUACUUCUCGAUCUGGCAAAGAACCAAGGUGUUCCCUGGGAUGGUAUCUUUUCGUCCGAGAUGUUCGGAUCUUACAAACCGAACAAGAAGGUCUACCAAUCCGCGGCAUAUCACCUUUCUUUACCUCCUCACAAGAUAGCAAUGGUCGCUGCACACAGGCACGACCUCCUCGCUGCUGCUAGCGUAGGCUUCAAGACGAUAUAUGUACCACGCCCUGCUGAAGAUUCGCGCGAGGUAAGGGAGAGCAUGCGUACCAAGGAGGACGGCGGUGAGGUGGAUCUUAUCGUUAAAGAUUUUGAGGAGCUGGCGAGGUUAAUACGUGAAGCUCAACAAAGCUGAAGCGCGCAGUUGGUACAUACUUUUGCGAGCGAAGUGAGGUAACCGAAUCAACGAUCAGAUCGAUCAUGUUCGGAGUAGUGAUACGAACGAAACAAUCAUUAUAUUUUGUAAAUGCAGUUCGUAGUCGUCGGGAGGAGCUCCACGCAUAAGCUCUCUUAUAAUAACUACAACAUUCUGAU